Seriola dumerili (greater amberjack) is the source of this 4738-nucleotide messenger RNA. It is a transcript of the gene ntn2, whose product is annotated as netrin-3-like. The record is from RefSeq and is a predicted model, not a curated record. The transcript is spliced from 7 exons. Gene Ontology annotation, molecular function: protein binding. The coding region runs from base 480 to 2384 and encodes 634 amino acids. Lineage: Eukaryota; Metazoa; Chordata; Actinopteri; Carangiformes; Carangidae.
UGGGUGCAGUGGUUCACCUUCUCUCAGUUUCCCCUCUCUUUUGACUAUGUGGCAGGGAUUUUUCUUGUCUUUAAACAUUUUAACGAGGCGAACGUGAGAAAGACGAGACACUUCUGCGUUUGGAUAAGACGAUUUCUGACGGAAGACAACCUAAAGACUAAUUGGUGUGAUUCUCUCUCAGGGGACGUCUUCUUCAAUUCAGAGACAGCGACAGUCGCAACGUGAUACUGGGGAAGGGCUCUGGUCAGACUGAAGUGAAGGGUCACUGAGCUCAGACACUCUCCUUCCACUGACUCACAAUUAUACACACACACACACACACACAUCCAGGGGAAAGUCACAAAAACAGACACAGCCAAACAAGGACACUUACUCACAUUUACACUCAUAGACUCUUGACUACACACACGUACACACACACAAAGACUCAUUCGUGCACAAACACAGACCCACAUUCACGAACAGGCCCUCUGAGCAGGAUGAGGGAACCCUGGAGGUGCCUGCUGGGCCUGUGCCUCCUGGCAUGCUCAGUCUCCACCCACAGUGCCGCCAAUCCCUUUGCAGGACAGCAGACCCCUCCAGACCCUUGCUAUGACGACACAGGUGCAGCCCGCCGCUGCAUCCCCGAGUUUAUCAAUGCUGCCUUUGGCAAGGAGGUGACGGUGUCCAGCGUCUGUGGCCGGCCUCCAUCCCGUUCCUGUAGUGUGGUGGAGCGGGGCGACGAUCGGCCUUCUGUACGCACAUGUCAAAUCUGUGACGCAGCUGACCCUCGCCGCGCCCACCCAGCUUCCUACCUCACCGACCUCAACUCGGCCCAUAACCUCACCUGCUGGCAGUCUGAGAAUCUGAACAUCUCUCCGUACAAUGUGACUCUCACUCUUUCAUUGGGUAAAAAGUUUGAGAUCACCUACGUCAGCCUGCAGUUCUGUUCACCACGACCUGAGUCCCUGGCCAUAUACAAGAGCAUGGACUACGGCAAAACCUGGAUGCCCUACCAGUUCUACUCUUCACAGUGCCGGCGUAUGUACAAUCGGCCCAACAAAGCAACCAUUACCAAGCAGAACGAGCAGGAGGCUCUAUGCACAGAUGGCCACACUGACCUCUACCCGCUCUCUGGAGGACUCAUUGCUUUCAGCACUCUGGAUGGACGGCCCUCUGGUAAAGACUUUGACAACAGCCCAGUCCUCCAGGACUGGGUGACCGUCACCGAUAUCCGUGUGGUUUUCAACCGGCCCCAGUUACCGCGGGAGCUCGGGCUGGGGGCUGGAAGCAACAGCGGAGGGAGGGACGAUGACCCCAUGGCAGUGACAUCAACGCUGCCAACUUAUUUCUAUGCAGUGGGAGACUUCCAGGUGGGCGGGAGGUGUAAAUGCAAUGGACAUGCCUCACGCUGUCUGAAAGACAAGGAAGGCAAACUGGUGUGUGACUGCAAACACAACACAGAAGGACCUGAAUGUGACCGCUGCAAGCCCUUUCACUACGACCGACCGUGGCAGAGGGCCAACGCCCGCGAGGCCAAUGAGUGUCUGCCGUGCAACUGUAACCUUCAUGCGCGCCGCUGUCGAUUCAACAUGGAGCUGUACAAGCUGUCAGGGAGGAAGAGCGGAGGCGUCUGCAUGAACUGCCGCCACAACACUGCCGGACGCCACUGCCACUACUGUAAGGAGGGCUUUUACAGAGACAUGGCCAGACCCAUCACUCACCGCCGAGCCUGCAAAGCCUGUGACUGCCACCCUGUGGGCGCAGCAGGCAAGACGUGCAACCAGACCACAGGCCAGUGCCCCUGCAAGGACGGUGUCACCGGCAUAACCUGCAACCGCUGCGCCAAGGGCUACCAGCAGAGCCGCUCACCUGUGGCCCCCUGCAUCAAAAUCCCAGUGGUCAACCCCACAGCUGUGGUGAGCAGCACAGAGGAACCAGCAGAUUGUGAAUCCUAUUGUAAACCAGUGAAGGGCAACCUGAAGAUCAACAUGAAGAAAUAUUGCAAGAAAGAUUAUGCGGUCCAAGUGAACGUUCUGGACAUGGAGACGGUGGGGGACUGGGCCAAGUUCUCUGUUAGCGUGGUGUCUGUGUACAAGAGCCGCGGCGAGCCUUUGAAGCGAGGUGACAACAUCCUGUGGGUGCACAUGAAGGACCUAGCCUGCAAAUGUCCCAAGAUCCAGAUGAGCAAACGAUUCUUGGUGAUGGGCGGCAGUGACGGUGGAACGGGCACGGGGGCGGGUCCAGGGGUCGGGCCCGGGGGUGGAGCCACCAGUCCAGGGGCGGAGCGUGUGGGCCUGGUGGCUGAUAAGAACAGCCUGGUGAUCCAGUGGAGGGACGUUUGGACGAGACGUCUGAGAAAGUUCCAGCGCAAAGAGAAGAAGGGGAAGUGCAGCAAAGCGUGAUGGGAAAGCAGCGUCCCCCCCCCCCCCCUCCCCAUCACCCACCUUCAUGAACCCUGACCCAGUGAACUCCCCCUCCUUCCCCUGAAUCCUUCCUCCUCCCCAUCACAGGAACACUGCGCAUUACAAAGACUGCAUGUACCCUCCCUGUUUUAAGGACCACAUUUUGUGUAUAUUGUAUAAUUAUUUUCCUUUUUAUUUUUCAAGUUUUGUCUUUGUUACGUCACUUGUCUUUUUGUCCAUUGGUUUGCCUUAAAAAGGGACCAUUAAAAAGGGUAUGAAGUGUAGACAAAAGCAGACGCCAUUCCCUUCUUCAACGACGACAGCGGUAAUGUCCACUCGUCCCUCAACUACAAUCCCCCGACUCCCAGUGUCGUCCUCCUGACAAGACUGUCUCCUGCCACUUCGUUUCAGUACUCACAUAUAAGACUAGCAGUGCUCACACUUCACAUCUUCACGUCUGAGGAUUUUAUUCAACAGUGUUUGUCACUUCAGAGACUGACUAAUAUCAGCAACAAGACGAGCUGCACACCCUCAGCUUGGCUUCCUCACGUUUCAUUGUUGAAACAAACUCAACUUGGAUCAGCACAAGCUGGUGCACCUGACAACCUUUCAACAUUUGCUGUUAAAAUGUUCAUUAAAAUGGGCCUACUUGCUCCAGGUCUUUGCAGUAACUUCUACAGACAGUAACUGAAAAAAAAAAAAAAAAAACAAACAAAAAAAAAAAAAAAAACUCUUGUCCUGUGAGGAACCAAGGGCUCCCUUUGCAGGGACAUUUUCCACAGCAAACCUCAGUCUCACCACCACUGCUGCUGCCACCAGACAGCCCUCACAGAAUAAACUGAUCGUGUAGGCUCUUAUAUCAAGUAUUUGAUGCCACUGCUCGUAAUAGAGUUCAUAUUCUUCAUGUGGUUAUUUGUUAUCUCAUCCAUCCAUAUCUCAUCCAUAUCCUUAUUUCAGAUACUGUGUAUGCUGUUGUUUCAUUUAUGCUGAACAAAGCCUGCUGGCAUGUGUGAGUCACAUUCCAGGCCUCUAGAGCUGUGCGUCUAGUCCCUCUCAUGAGUGGUUUAUAAAGUCAUGCAUCACCAUCAUGACUCAUUGCUUGUCACUUUUUCUGGAAGAAAGAUUAAGCGGUGUGGACAAAUGGCUGGAAUUUCAGAACAAUACCAAUAUUUCCAAGGAGACUUUUUGCUUUAUGGGUAAUGUCUUCCGCUGGGUAGUGGCCUUCCAGAUGUUGCUGUGUGGCCACUGUCAUUUCUUUGUCUUUAAAUGUCUGAACAUUUUUCUGAUGUGUCUAGUGACUGGCAGGCUUUUGUUUGCCAAUAUAAGAGAUUGAAACGCGAGUUCCUUUUCAUGCAGUAAAAAGAAAACAAAGCCAGAUAAACAACAUGGUCGUGUUUUCCUCUAGUAUAUUUUGACAAAAUGAAUGAGGCUGGAAAGUUUUUACUGCUCACUGAUUGUAUUAUGACAUGAGAGGAUCAUAUUUCAUUCCUCAUGUGCUUUGUUAUGUUUGCAUGUUUGUGGUUUUUGCUGGUCCAUCAAACCUUACAGUUAGCAGAGCAAGAACUAAACCAAUAUGAUCGUUGAGAUACAAAGGAAAACAUCCCAAGUCAUCUUCCUCAACUUGCUUACCCAAACGCAGUCCCUGUCAUCCUGUGCCAAAUAAGCAUAGUCAGUUUUUAAAUUCAAUUAAGAGACUAUGAACGUCGGGACCAACGAAAACCACAGAGAGACCCGUCUGGUGGCUCUCAAGCUUUUUAUCUGCCUGUAAAGCACAUUACAAUUUAUUUAAAUAGAGUACAAGAUAAACACACAGUUUUGAGGGGCACAUCAAGCAAGCGUAGCAGUGAGUGUGCCGACGGGCAUGUCAUGCUAGCUAGUGGUUACGCUCCUUUGGUUGCAGCAGUAUGUUUGGUUUGUCAUUUCUCCAAAAGUGUCUCUCCUUUGCUCUCUUCUCUGUGUCAGCCACCACCCUCCUCAAACUCCCUUUUUUAACCCAUCUUGCAUGUUUUGUAUUCAGUGUCUUAGAUAAGUGACAGCACAGAACGAGGCUGCCAAAACCCCUCAGUGGUGUACUGUACUGCACUGUAGUUCUUGUUUUCACGUCUUACGAGAAUGUAUGUCAAACUGUGAAGAACACACUCACACAAGUGUAUGGUCUGAUUGUAAGUGUUUAUGAAAUAAUGUCACCAAGCCUAAGAAUGUGGACGCCAUGACAGUUGAUGCUAUUAGAGACUAUGAACAGAGUUAGAUUUUGUUCAAAUGAUCGUGGGACUUCAUGCUUAUCUGUCUGUCUUAUGAUGAUGUUAAUAAGUCCAAAAACAACCCGUAACCAAAACGAGUUAUCACCCACCAUG